Messenger RNA from Maylandia zebra (zebra mbuna), 10230 nucleotides. It is a transcript of the gene nav3, whose product is annotated as neuron navigator 3. The record is from RefSeq and is a predicted model, not a curated record. NCBI's taxonomy places the organism in Eukaryota, Metazoa, Chordata, Actinopteri, Cichliformes, Cichlidae. Gene Ontology annotation, molecular function: ATP binding; ATP hydrolysis activity; protein binding. Gene Ontology annotation, biological process: neurogenesis; nervous system development.
UGAGCGCAGUUGCUUUCCUCUCGGUCUGAGAGGCAACUGCUGUUUUUUUUUAUUUUUUAUUUUCUUUUUUUUGUUUGUCCUUCCCGUCGUGGGCCACACAUCAGAAGGAGACACUGCAGAUUUGCUUCCCUUUCAUCUUCUUCUUCUUUUUUAACCUGUCUUCUACUUGUCUGUUAUUAUUUUUGUUGCCAUGCCGGUAGUUGGCGUAGCUUCCAAGCUUAGGCAACCCUCUGCAGUGGGCACGAAGCCAGUGCACACCGCUCUCCCCAUCCCUAGCGCGGUCAGAGCAGCCACCUCGCAGGGCUACAUGGCCCGACAGCAGGAACUCAGGACAAACGAAGGUACCCCGGGGCUCUCAUGCCAGCUGUCAGUCAAGUCUGAUUACAAGCAAGAGAAGAGCCCAGAAGGGAAGUCCAAAGCCGAGACGGAGGAGAGCAAGAUCUGCAAGAUCUACACAGACUGGGCCAAUCACUACCUGGCCAAGUCUGGCUGUCCGCGUCUCAUCAAGGACCUGAGCCAGGAUGUCACCGAUGGAGUCCUGCUGGCACAGAUCAUCCAGAUCAUAGCGAAUGAGAAGGUGGAGGAUAUCAAUAGCAGCCCCAGGAGCCAGUCGCAAAUGAUUGAGAAUGUGGAUGCCUGCCUCAGUUUCCUGGAUGCCAGAGGAGUGAAUGUACAAGGGCUCUCAGCAGAAGAAAUCAGGAAUGGCAACUUAAAGAGCAUCCUGGGUCUCUUCUUCAUCCUGUCACGCUACAAACAGCAGCAACAGCAACAGCAGCAGUAUUACCAGUCCCUGGUGGAGCUCAGCCAGCAGACCAGCAGCACCGCAUCAUCUGCCAGCAGCCACAAAUCACAAGAGAUGCAAUCCAGUCUCACGGCACGAUAUGCAAGUCCUCCAGGCCACAGUGGAAUAGGUUCACCACAGAAGAAAAACACCAGGUUACCAGGGCCCUCCAGAGUACCUGCUGCGGGCAGCGGGGCCUCCAGGAGCCCAGGCUCAUCCAACCUCAACCGUCGGAGCCAGAGCUUCAACAGCAUUGACAAGAGCAAGCCUCUUCAGUAUGCCAGUGGCAACGAUAGAGAGGCUGUGAGAGGCAUCCCAGUACCUAGUGGGAUGAAUGGAAGUGGUGUUGGUGGCAUGGUUCCCACCAGCCUCAGCGGGCAGCAGCUGGCCUCUGCCAUCCCAUCCCCCACAGCUGGCAAGUCCUGGCGCAGCAAGUCCAUGAAUCUUAAGCACAGCGCAACUUCAUCCAUGCUGGCAAGCCCUACACACUCCCCUUCUACCACCCCAUCACCGCAAGCCCCAGAAGGGGAUGGGUCAAAAGUAGGGUCAAGUGUUGCACUGCCUCAGAGGUCAAUGCUGGAGAAAUUUCGGCUGAUUAACCCCCGAUCAGCUUCAAGAGCAUCACCAUCUGUGGUGGAGAUGGCUUUGCAGGAGGAAGAUGACCUAUCAGAGUAUGGUGAAGAUGGAUUGACGCCUACAGGGUCAGCGUGCAGCAGUGUUAGUAGCAGUGCUACAGCCAAACAAAUGGCUACAAAGACCCCUGCAUCGUCCCUCACCGCACCAAGCAAAACGUCCUCAUCUUCACCCUCUUCUUAUUCAAAGGCGUCCGCCAGUGGUAGCAGGUCUCAAGCCUCCUCCAAAGACAAGGAGGACAAGAGCAAGUCUGGGAAGUCCUGUAAGGACAGCUCUCCCCCAAAAGAGGAGCGCGACACAUUUCCCGAGUCCACAAAGAAGUCCUCAAAAAUUGCCAGCCUCAUCCCAAAAGGAGGGAAGUCAUCGUCAGGGAAGAAAGAUGGUGGCACCCCCUCAGCUUCAAGCGGCAUCCCAAAGCCAGGACUUAAAGGUCCCUUAGCAUCAUCAGCAAAGCCGCAAAGUCAGUCCCAGGCCCAAAACCAGGCCGCCUUAAACAGCAGCGGAAAUAUACGGGGAGGAGAGGGAGAGAGGGCCAAGCUAACCAAAGGGGGGCAAAGUGGGAGUUUCUAUAUCCAACGCUCCGUAGGGGGCUCAGAGGGCAAACGGACCAGCAUGACCUCGUCCACCAGCACCUCAGCCCUGUCUGCGUCCACUGUGGGAGGAAGUGGGGGAGGGGGAGGAACACCAGGAGGAAAUGGAGUAGUUCAGCUUCCCCAGCAGCAGCAGCACAACCAUCCUAAUACAGCUACUGUGGCCCCCUUCAUGUACAGGACAUUCUCAGAAAAUGACUGCACCAUGGUGGCCCCAGCCGACCCCUGCCUCAGCCCCACCAAGGGAGAGCUAGUCUACAGCAAGACAGCCAAACAGUGCCUGGAGGAGAUAUCAGGAGAAGACCCUGAGACAAGACGUAUGAGGACAGUAAAGAACAUCGCUGACCUGCGGCAGAACCUAGAAGAGACCAUGUCCAGUCUACGGGGGACACAGAUCAGCCACAGUACAUUAGAAACAACCUUUGACACGACAGUAACCACUGAGGUGAAUGGGCGGAGUAUACCUGCCCUCGCUGCACGCUCCUCCCCCAUGUCCUGGCGUCUGGGCCAAUCACAAACCCCACGUCUCCAGGCAGGUGACGCCCCCUCGAUGCCCAGUGGCUACGCUGCGCCCAGGGCGAGCACAACAGGCGCAGGCACCACCACAGGGCGCUAUAGUGGGCACUCAGACCCCUCCAGAUACCUUACAGAUGGCAGCCUUCAUCUGUAUGCACGGAACACCGGCCGAGCCUCAGAUGCAGCUUCUUCUCGAGACGUAUCCCAAAGAGGAAGCAAAGAGAUGCAGGGUGACAUUGACAGCUGGGACGACAGCAGCUCAGUGAGCAGCGGCCUAAGUGACACGCUGGACAACAUCAGUACUGAUGAUCUGAACACACCUGCAUACUCCUGUGUCAGCUCAUCGCGCAAAAGCAAAGGAGCGCAGUCCCAGAAAGGAAGCAGAUCCAAGCAUGCGGAGCAGGUGGUGAGCAGCAGUUGGGCUGGAGCUGAAGACCUGAAGAAGGUAGAGGAGGAGCUGGAUGCAAGCAUGGAUCCUAGCAGUGGCUCUUCCCGUUGGAAGACCUCCUCAUCUUCCCCAUCCUCCCAAACCCAGGGCCAGUAUGAGGACGCCAGUCAGAAGGCAGCUGCGCUGGCCCAGAUGUCCCAAACAGGCUCAUGGAGAAGGGGUAUGACAGCCCAGGUGGGCAUUACACCACCCAGAACCAAGGGGACGUCCGCUGCCCUGAAAACACCAGGCAAAACCGAUGAUGCAAAAGCCUCAGAGAAGGGUAAGGUGCCUUCCAAGAGCUCAUCUGGCAUCCAGCGCUCACCCUCAGACGCUGGCAGGAGUAGUGGGGACGAAGGCAAGAAACCCCCUUCUGGCAUCACACGCCCACCCACCACAGGCUCAUUUGGUUACAAGAAGAUCCAGGGUGCCACUGGCACGCUAAUUACCUCCAGUGGUGCGAUACUCGCCAGUGGCUCAGCCACCCUGGGCAAGGCACCCAAAUCUUCAGCUGCCAUCAGCAAAGGUGCAAGCAUCAGUGGUGUGCGGAAGACCAGUCUGGAUGGCUCACAGCCCCAGGAUGAUGGCAUCCUGCUCAGCUGCAGUGGCUCGAAAGUGACCCUGCAGUACCGCUCCUUACCCAGGCCAGCUAAAUCCUCCAGUGGGGUGGCCGCAGGGCGCAGUGGGCAUCGCUCCAGCUCCAGCAGCAUCGACUCAAAUGUCAGUGGCAAGUCAGCUGGUGGGGCAACAACGCAAACAGGCACUAAACGCAGGGAUGGAAAAGUGGGCUCAGAACGCUCUAGUCCCAUCACCAUCAACCAGACCGAUAAGGAGAAAGUGGCGGUGUCAGAUCAAGACCCAGCAGCAGGACUAUCCACCUCCCCAAAGUCUAGCCCCACCUCCACCUCAACAGGCCAGUCAGGCCUCAGGCAACCAGGCUCCAAGUACCCCGAUAUCGCUUCUCCAACCUUUCGCAGAUUGUUUGGUACCAAAGCUAGCAGCAAGGCCAGCUCUCCUGGCACGCCCGACUCUGGCAAGUGCCCCUCAAUACUGGGCAGCCCGCACGGCACACUGGCGAGACAAGCCAGUCUGGACUCGCCUUCCUCUGGCACUGGGAGCCUGGGCAGCGCUGGCGGCCUGAGCGGUGGCAGCAGCCCUCUGUAUGGUAAAACCCCAGACAUGUGCACCGACUCCCCGGCCUCCAGCCCAGCCUCUGGCCUCUCCCUGCCCUCCAACGCUCGGCCCUGGCCUGCCUGUAGCUCAUCUGCUGGCAGCAAGGACACACUGAGCUGCCAAAGCAUGACCAGUCUGCACACCAGCUCUGAGUCCAUUGAUAUGCCGCUGGGCCACCAUGGGCCCAAGGUUACACGAACCGGCAGUGUCAAGUCCACCCUGUCUGAGGGCAUGCCACUUGACAGAAACACACUUCCCAAAAAAGGACUGAGAUACCCUACCUCCUCCAGGCAGACAUCUCAUGAAGAAGGGAAGGAGUGGUUGAGGUCCCAUUCAACAGGAGGUCUUCAGGAUACUGGCAGCCAGUCCCCUCUGUCUCCUCCUGGAGCCUCUUGCACCACCACAGGAAAAUACCACUACUCCAACCUCUUGAGCCCCACCAACAUCAGUCAGUAUAACCUGCCACCAGGCAGCAGCAGCAUGAGCCGCUCCAACAGUAUCCCCACCCAGGACUCCUUUGACCUGUAUGGAGAGGGUCACCCACUGGGUGGCAGCGCAACCUCUCUGGAGGAACGACCACGUGCCAUCAGCCGCUCUGGGUCCUUCAGAGACAGCACUGAUGAAGUCCAUGGCUCCUCACUGUCUUUGGUUUCCAGCACGUCGUCACUGUAUUCUGCGACAGAGGAAAAAGCUCACUCAGAGGGCCAAACAGUCCAAAAUUCCACGCAAAUCAGAAAGCUGCGUCGGGAGCUGGACGCCUCUCAGGAGAAGGUGGCGACUCUGACAUCUCAGCUGGCUGCCAACGCUCACCUGGUGGCAGCCUUUGAGAAGAGUCUGAGUAACAUGACCUGCCGCCUGCAGAGCCUCACCAUGACAGCCGAGCAAAAGGAGUCCGAGUUGGCAGAGUUGAGGGAGACGAUAGAAAUGCUGAAGACCCAGAACACAGACGCCCAAACAGCUAUCCAGGUGGCACUCAAUGGCCCAAACCACCUUGACAAAGAUCUGAGGAUUAGACGGCAGCACUCUUCUGAAAGUAUGUCCAGUAUUAACAGCGCAGCCAGUCAUUCCAGUAUGGGCAGCUUGGGCAAGGAUGCCGAAGACAAAAAGAAGAAGAAGAAGAGCUGGGUGGCCGAUUCCCUCCCGGCUCAGUUACGAAGCUCCUUCAAGCAGGCGUUCAGCAAGAAGAAAACCAAAUCGCAGUCAGCCCACGAUGAGAUGGAGGAGAUGACCGACUCUCUGCCUUCCUCACCCAAACUGCAGCACGACAACAGGCAAGGCAGUAUUGCCACGCUGCGCUCUUCACCCUCCACCACAGAGCUAUGUGAAUGCACUGAGGCUGAGGCAGAAAUCAUCCUCCAGCUGAAGAACGAGCUGAGGGAGAAGGAGCUCAAGUUGACGGACAUCCGCCUGGAGGCACUUAGCUCUGCCCAUCACCUGGACCAGAUCCGAGAGGCCAUGAACCGCAUGCAGAAUGAGAUUGAGACGCUGAAAGCAGAAAAUGAUCGUCUGAAGUCCAGCGGUAACGCAACACCGACAGCCACACCCGUGAAGACAGCCCGGCCACCCUCUGAGACCUCUAGCACCUCCUCAUCCUCCUCACGUCAGUCCUUGGGGCUGUCCCUCAAUAACCUCAACAUCACAGACACCAUCAUGUCAGAUAUUCUCCUCGAUGACAGCUAUGAGGGCAACCUACGCAAAGAGGGCCGCAGUGUGCGAAUAGUGGUUACCAUCAGCAGUGGGCCAAAUAUCACCAAGGGUACACAAAGCCAGGAGUACCUGAUUGGGUCUAUAGGUGUGAGUGGGAAAACCAAGUGGGAUGUCCUGGAUGGGGUUAUCCGACGCCUCUUUAAAGAGUAUGUGUUCCGCGUGGAUCCUCUGACCAGCCUGGGUCUCAGCUCAGACAGCAUUGUCUGCUACAGGAUGGGUGAGGUGAUUCGCUCCCACGCCUCUGAAGUGCCUGAGCUGCUGCCCUGCGGCUACCUGGUGGGUGGCAACAACAUCAUCAAGGUCAACCUUAAAGGUGUUAAGGAGAACAGCAUAGACAGUCUCGUGUUUGACACUCUCAUCCCGAAGCCCAUCAUCCAGCGAUAUCUCAACCUGUUGAUGGAGCACCGUCGGAUCAUCCUCUCAGGACCCAGUGGCACCGGUAAAUCCUUUCUGGCUGCCAAACUGGCUGAGUACAUCAUUUCCCACAUGGGGCAGGAAGUGACGGAGCACAAUGUGGCCAGCUUUAAUGUCGACCAGAAUUCCAGCAAGGACCUGCGUCAGUACCUAUCAACCCUGGCUGAGCAGUGUAACUCUGAGGACACGGACACAGAGCUCCCCACUGUGGUCAUCCUGGACAACCUCCACCAUAUCGGCUCCCUCAGCGACAUUUUCAAUGGCUUUCUCAACUGCAAGUAUCACAAAUGCCCUUACGUUAUUGGGACCAUGAAUCAGGGGGUGUCUUCGUCUCCUAACCUCGAGCUGCAUCACAACUUCAGGUGGGUGCUGUGCACCAACCACACUGAACCAGUCAAAGGUUUCCUGGGGCGCUUCCUACGGCGGAAGCUGAUUGAGACAGAGAUUGAUAAGAAUAUGCGCAGCAAUGACCUGAUUAAGAUCAUUGACUGGAUCCCCAAAACCUGGCAGCACCUCAACAGCUUCCUGGAGGCACACAGCUCCUCCGAUGUUACCAUAGGCCCUCGUCUGUUCCUGUCCUGUCCCAUGGAUGUAGAGGGUUCUCGGGUUUGGUUCACUGACCUGUGGAACUACUCCCUGGUGCCCUACCUGCUGGAGGCUGUCAGGGAAGGACUGCAGCUGUACGGCAAAAGAGCUGCAUGGGAAGAUCCAUCCAAGUGGGUGAAUGACACAUAUCCAUGGAACGCCGCCUCACUGCAGCAGGACGGGCAGUCGCUGCUCCAGCUGAGGCCGGAGGAUGUGGGAUAUGAUGGAUACAGCUCGUCCAAGGAGGGCGCCUCAUCCAAGCAAGUGUCUCAGAGUGACACUGAGGGAGACCCACUGAUGAACAUGCUGCUACGGCUGCAGGAGGCAGCAAACUACUCCAGCACGCAGAGCUGCGACAGUGACAGCACCAGUCACCAUGACGACCAGCUAGACUCUUCACUGGAGUCAGCACUAUGAGAGCAAGAGAUACUGAUCCCCUAACCCGCACCCCUUGGACCUCCCAGAACCUGGGAACUAUCAAACCCCCAUCACUACCGGACACCCCUAUAGUUAGCAAAUGAUAUAUGAAAAGUUUUAUUAUCCAAAAUGAUUUACCCAACAUUUGAGAGAGAAAAAAGCCUAUUUUUACACAGCGAUGGUGCAAUAUUAAAUCAGAUUAUUUUAUGUCUUAAAGAUGUGUCUUCAACUUGGUCCCCGGUGAUCAAAAAGGUAAACGACAAUAUGCGUAAGAUCGAAUCUAUUUUACUGACAUCGGAUAGUGUUCGCCAGUCAUUUUUAAUGGAUGUGUAACAUUUGAAGAAUACAACUUUUCAUAUAUAUUAUAGGUUUUAGUGUGUCUGAUAAGGAACAUCACACUUUGUUCACACUUUUCAUUUUGGGUGUGAGAAAAUGAAAGAAGUUCAGCGUGAUCAAACUGGAUUUUUUGUUAUCUAGUUAUAUUUUCAGGUGUUUACAUUUAGGGUCGGGUUUUGUUGUGUAUGUCUUUCCUUGUUUACAGAGGUGCUUCUCACAGACACACACUCAAAUGAAUGCACUUGCACACAGGCAGCAGGAGGAGACUCUCUGUUAAUGAAAGCUUUUAAAAGUUCAGGCCAUCAUUUAAUCUACAGUCCAGCCUGCCACAGUGUCCUUGAGCAAAGUACCAUAUCUCCACUUCUGACUACCCUGAUCUCUUACACUAUCUUUCAGGUGAUGUAAUGCUCUCUAGUGGCCACAGGCUGUUUUACAUCCAUUGUGUUUACACACAAAUCAUCAGGUUUCAGUAAAAGUUAUUUAUGGUCAACCAAACCUGCUCCUUACUGGGUAGAUUUUGUUCACCGCUGUACCAUUUUUAAAAAAAUAUCUUUGCUUUUUGUGAACAUGACGAGGGUGUAGCUAAUAUUGGAGCAUACUAACACACUCUGCUGCCCUCAGCUCAGUCACUAGUUGAGCCUCGUGGUGCUGGUCUCCUGCCCUGAACGUUGUCGGCGUCAGGCACUGCCAAGCCGCUCCUCGCCCCCCCCCCUCCAUGCCGACAACAAGCACAACGAAAGCGCAUUGUCUGUGUGUGUGUGUGUGUGUGUGAUCCAGUCUCACUACUACUGUGAAGAAAAAAAUUGAAAAGUGCCAACGUUUCGUUUCGAUUUGACUGCCAAAUGUAAACACAAUGCAGAGCCGAACAUGGUUGUAGAAGUCUACAUUACGCUGUUCUUGGCCUGCUGUCAAUGUUUGGAUGAAAUGUACCGUGAAGAGAGCAGACAGCGCCCUCUGUGGAUUGUAACAGGAGUAACCAGGUAUUUUUGGCAGUCUGCACAGGGUUUGGUGCAAUGUAGGCUGACCCUGAGUUCAGUAAUACCUAACAGAGUAGCGUGGUAUUCUGCGGCCCUCAUUAGAAAUUCUUUUUUGACAUGUGCUUCGGUUUCUACCCGUGAGGUACCCGAAAGGAAUCCAAAUUGUCGCAUCCGUAUACAAGUUAACCAGAUCAGUCAAAGAGCUGAAUAGGGGAACAAUGAUAUUGGUGCUUUCUCCACUGCCUUAAAUGUUCAAAAGUUUUUUUUCAAGCAUCUUCUGGUGAGAAGACGAGAUAGUAUUGAUAUGCUUCCUGCUAUGUCAAAGAUGCUGCUUGCAGUGGGACAAACAGCCACUUUUGUUUGUUUUCCCUCCCUUUCCCUCUAAAGCACCCUUUCUCCUUUCUGACAGUUAGAUUAUAAAAGAGUGAAUAGUGUAUUUGAAUUUGACCAAUAUUGUAUGAACAUUUAAAAAAGUAUAUAAUAGAGGGGUUGGGAUAUUUUUUUAAGUUGUUGUUUUGUGCCCAGUUGAGCUGGGCUCACUUGAACUGAUAGGAGCACAACCAAACUGUUUCAGGUGUUCUUGCCUGAUGAGCAUGUCUUGAACCUUUUUAAAGGGGAUGCAUUAUGAGGAGACCUUUACCUUUAUGUAUGCGUGUAUUGGACGGAAGCCAUUUAGAUUUUUGAUUGUCCUCUCUUUGUUUAUCGAGUGGGUUGGUUUUGCACACUUUGAGGUUGGGUUGGGUUGUAAAUACUUAAGUCUUGCACAGUGAAUCAAAGAUGCAUUCUGCCCUGUCGAUGUUCCAAUAUGCUUAACCCGCCGAAUAAAUUAUUGUACUUUGAAAACAGAGAGAAAAAAAAAGAAAUGCAAAAUUUAACACACUGUCAGAAACAGGUGUGUGUCUUGUGGUGAUUGGAUGUUGUGCCUAUGCAGGAGGCAUACAGUGUACAGUAAGAAACAGCUUUUUUUUAACUCACUAAAAUCACAAAAGGAGAAGAAAAAAAAUAGGCACUUACUCCAGUAUUCCUCAUCCUGCCAUAAUAUUUCUGGAUCUUAGGAAUCCCAGUUGUUCAUUAGAAACACUUCCCCUCUGGACAUUUUAACUGAAGCUUACCGCCAUGUUAGGCUUGCUAGUUGGCCGAGGCACCGAAGCUGAUCUGACACCGUACUGUAAACAUUUACCAACAACCAACAGGUGCUACUGGUCAGAGCUCACCAGAGACCAAGAAGUCAUGUUGUCACAACCUCAGGACAAUUCUAUCCUCUACAAUCCUACCUGUGUUCAGCUUCACGCGUGUCUCCGCAGCCAAGUUGUUGAUGGUCCGCACAUUCUUUUGGCAAAGGGGUGUAGUUGCAUGCUAAAGGGGUGGUUGCUCCUUACCUAGACUUACACCCGCAUAUCAAACCUAUCUACACUCCUGUUAACAGUGUACACCAUGGUGACAUUUUCCCCACUUAACACUUUGCAGUUACAUCUCAGUUGAAAACCAUAGCAUUUACUCUGGUUUGAGAGAACGUUUUCUUCUUUUUGGGUGAAACAUUUGUCCUUAAAUGUUUUAUAUUUUGUACAUUUGUAUGUAACAUAUCAUGUAAAUAGACAGAGACAGUGAUUUACCUCAUCUGGAGGAUUUUGUAGUCUUUGUAAAGCCCUAAUAAAUGGUAUUUGGUGUCACACA